Molecule: messenger RNA, 489 nt
Organism: Clonostachys rhizophaga
Lineage: Eukaryota; Fungi; Ascomycota; Sordariomycetes; Hypocreales; Bionectriaceae
Source: the annotation of a GenBank genome assembly
AUGCCUCGAGACUGUUCCCCAGAUCUUCCUCCCCCAGAGGACUAUACGGGCACUUCUGUUAUCUGGAACCUUUGGGUAGAUAUUGUUCAAGAGACCUUUCCAAUGCGCGAAGGCUAUCAUGUCCGUCUGGAGAGUGAACCCAUAUCGGGAAGAGCUGAUUGCAAAGUUUACCACUUUGAACAGACUAGAAACCCAAAGAAGGUGGAAUUCUUGGGCAUUGAAUGCAAGCAGGGGCACCAUGAAACUCAAGAUGAUUCCUGGGAUCUGGCACGGGAGCAACUGAUUACCUACCUUACUGGCUUUCAAGGUUCAGCUAAGGUUUUCGGUGCUAUAUGUAUGGGAAAGAAUGUGAGGUUCUACCGGUUCUUCCCUGCUCAAGAUGAUGAACCGGCUACCAUCGAAGAAAUGGAUGAGAAUGUUAUCCGUAUUGAUAGGCAGCCUCAGACCGUGGUGCGCCGUCUUGAGUAUAUUAAGAGUAGUGUGUCCUAA